Adineta ricciae is the source of this 1107-nucleotide messenger RNA. Lineage: Eukaryota; Metazoa; Rotifera; Eurotatoria; Adinetida; Adinetidae. The record is from the annotation of a GenBank genome assembly.
AUGUCGAGCAUCCUUACAAAUGAUUUGAUGGUGUGCGUUCUUGCCAGAACUGAACGAUCAUCGCGCCAUGCACCACCGGUUUCGAAUAAGAAUAAUGGAAAUAAAGCAGAAUUCAAUGUUAAAUUCAUACCGCGUAUGACUUCGGGUUCGAAUCCUUCAACNCUCUCGGGUGACAGUGUUCGUGACCAAAUUAUUGUGAAAAGUCAGAAAUGUGGCUUAUUGACAAUCAAGCUUCAUAUUCAAAAGUUUCCUAGUUCUGUUUGCAAAACUGAAAGUUGCAAAGAAACUUAUACAGCCCAUAUAAAAAGAUCUAUCGAAAUGUGUUUUAGUUUCGCUUUAAGAGUCACUCUACAAAUAGCGAACGGUGAUUAUCGUUUAGUUCCGAUUCAGUUCUGCUACUUUCUCAAUUCGAGCACUACUACUACAACAAUCAGCAUUACAAGGGAACCAGCGACUAGUACAAUCCCGACAACGGCAGUGCCAUACAAUUCAGCAAAUAAAUGCCUUUGUACCAUUGACCUCAAUGGUACAAAUUCAACAAAUGGAACUGAACAUUUCUUGAUCACAUUCGGAUAUGGUUUUGACCAGUAUUCUAACAAAACCCCGGCUGAUUUCGGCUUCACAACAGGACACAUACAAAUGUUUUCAGGAACACCAAGUGAUGGUUAUUUUGUUAUUGCCAAUGCUCUUCCUGAAACUUUUUAUUGGCUUGUCGUAAAGAAAGAUCAUGCAGCUGAUGAAAACGGUGGAUAUAUGUAUGUUGUGAAUGCAUUAACAUAUCCUGGACUGUAUUUUAACAAAACGAUCGAUAACUUAACGGUCGGCAAAAUCUAUGAAUUUUCGAUGUAUGCAGCCAAUUUAAACAAGCCAGAGCGGUCUGUUCUGCCGAACAUACUGUUUGAAGUUCGAACUGUGACACCAGACAAUAAUUUGAUCACUCAAAGAAAUUCUAGUGAUAUACCUGAAUACGCCAAUAUCACUUGGAGCAAAAAUGAAAUAUCAUUCGUUGCGCCAAGUACUUCUGUCAUGCUAUUAAUUAUAUCGAAUUGUCAUAGCAACGCCAGAAACGACCUAGUCAUCGAUGACAUUGGUUUAUGUGAAUGUUAA